Molecule: messenger RNA, 708 nt
Organism: Prorocentrum cordatum
Lineage: Eukaryota; Dinophyceae; Prorocentrales; Prorocentraceae
Source: the annotation of a GenBank genome assembly
CCCGCCGGCGCACGGCGGGGCGCUGGGCGACGUCGCCGGCGGCGUGGCCAUCGCGCCCGGGGUGCCCCUCACGCCCGUGAGCCCGAGCGAGCCGACGCCGCCCACGCCGGCCGUGGCCAGGCUCUCCAUGCUGUACUCGAGGCUGUUCCAGGAGGAGUUCCAGAAGGAGCAGGCCGUGCUCGCGGGCGCCGAGACCCCCAGCCCGCUGCCGCCGGCGCCAGAGGGCGAGGAGGCCACCCUGGGCGUCGCGGCGCCCGCGGACGGCGGCGAGCACCCCUCGGGGCCCUCCGCCCCAGGCGUUGUGGCCCCGCCGGCAGUAACAGGGGCGCCAGGCGCCGCUCCCUCGCUGAGGACGGCGGGAUCCACUGACAGCGUGGAGGUGGUCGACCUCGGCCUCGCGUUCUCAGGCGCGGACGGCGCCGACGCCGCCGAAGUCGGCCCGCCGCGGAGCACUCGGUGGCCCGCCGCGGCCGCGGACGUGGACCUGGCCAGCGCGCGGGCGGCCCACGCCGCCACCAGGCCGGGGCUGUGGCUGGGGGUCAGCACAGGUCCCCCCGGGCGGAAACUGUUGACCUGGGUUUCAGGAUGUCCGUGGACGACAUCGGCACGGCAGAGGACUGCUGGAGGUCGUCCUCCACCUCCCCCACCCUCGGCCUCCCACUCAGAGGCGGGAAAGAACCAGGCACGGAGAGAGCAGAGAGGAAGCUA